CAUGGCGAGAACUAAGUUGUGCAUUUGUUGCUCGCUGCUGCUAGUUAUCGCCAUCAUUGCGGUAAUCAUAUUCAUUACAAUUAGCAGUUUAAAAUGCCCGAAUGGCACUUUCCGCAACGCCGCCGUGGCCGCAGACGCAAUAAAAUGCUCAGAGAUUGGAAGGGACAUUCUUCAGAGAGGCGGCUCAGCGGUAGAUGGCGCUAUUGCUGCGCUUUUGUGCACGGGCAUCAUGAACCCACAGAGCGCUGGGAUCGGAGGGGGCUCUAUCUUCACGGUGAUGGACAGCUCUGGUAAUGUGAAGAUCAUCAACUCCAGGGAGACGGCACCGUCAAACAUGAACCCUGAUCGGCUGAAGUCCUGCCCCAGGUCGUCUAAAAUGUUAGCAGAUGGUAAUGGAAUAUGGAUUGGGGUCCCAGGGGAAAUUCGAGGCUACGAAAUGGCUCACAAACUUUAUGGAAAACUGCCGUGGGCCGACCUCUUUCAGCCGACCAUCAAGCUGGCCAGAGAGGGAUUCCCUAUUCCUCCAGUACAAGGUGGCGCCAUCAGCAACAUUGACAAAACCAAGAUGCCGUCCCUGUGGAAGGCAUUUUCAGAUAAAAAUGGAAAUCUCCUUAAGUCUGGAGACAUUAUCAAAUUUGAGAAACUGGCCGACACUUUGGAGAUGAUUGCAAACAACGGAUCAGACGCCUUCUACACUGGAAAGAUAGCAGAGGAUUUAGUCCGUGAUGUGCAGGAGGCAGGAGGAGUCCUGACACUGCUGGACUUGGCAUCAUAUAAGGCUACAGUAACUGAUGCGUGGGUUGUCCCUAUGGGAGAGUACCAGAUGUACAUCCCCCCACCCCCUUCAGGAGGAGCACUCCUCAGCCUCAUCCUCAACAUUAUGAAAGGGUAUCAGAUGAAGUCAUCACCUCAGUCUAUUGAUCAAAAGACCCAAUUUUAUCACCGCUAUGUUGAAGCUUUUAAAUUUACCAACGGACUAAAGAAGUACAUUGGAGAUCCAAACUUCAAAUCAGAAGAAAUCAAAAGAGCAAAGAAUAUAACAGAAGGUAGCUUUGCUGACCACAUACGGAGCCUGAUAAGCGACAACAGGACACACGAUCCCGAGUAUUAUAAUGUCCCCUCGUAUCUGGACAGCAUGGGUACCACACAUGUGUCUGUCCUGGCUAGAGAUGGAUCAGCCGUUGCCGUCACCAGCACCAUCAACUACAUAUUUGGCUCCGGGGUCUACUCUUCAAGCACUGGAAUCAUCCUAAACAAUGAGCUGAUCGACUUUUGUGGAAGGACCGAUAACAUCUCUCCUGGGGAGCAGCCCCCCUCCUCCAUUGCGCCCGCUGUGCUGAAGUCUGACUCAGAGAUACUAGUGACCGGAGCGAGUGGUGGGAGCAUAAUCACAACAGCGCUGGCCUCUGCCCUCAUCAACCACCUUUGGUUUGGAAAGAGCCUUAAAGAGGCAAUUGCUACUCCUCUUGUCUUUGUUGACUCUGAAAACUCAGUAGAGUUCGAACUCGACUUUGACAAGCAUGUAAUCGAGGCUAUUAAAGCAUUGGGGCACAGUCUGAAACAAGCCGACAGAUUAUAUAAUUCAACAGUUAAUGCUGUGGAGAAAAAGGGCGGAUGUGUCUGUGCUGUGUCUGAUGACAGGAAACAAGGAGAGGCAGCUGGUUAUUGACACAUCUAUGGCUGCAGAGGAUGUCCUGAAAAUGACCGAGAUCCUCCUGCAGCAGAAGGUGCCUGUUGUUCUCCCUGAACAAGACUCGGAAAAACAGGUUUCAUUUGCGGAGGCUUUGCAGUAACAUGACUUCCUGUGACUUUGAUGAGCUCACACAGACUGUAACAAGCUGUCACCAUGGAAAAAACAAGACUGUUUUUGUCACUUCUUUUGUGUUUAAAUGACCAAGUCUUGAAUAUUUUUGCCCUUUCUUGAAUGUUUUUUAAUGAAUUGAAAGUCAUAGUCAUCAUCCACAAAGUCUCUCAAGUAACUUGAUAUUUUUUACAUGUAAAUGGAGCUCAUGAAUACAUGACAGCCAAGUUUUGUGUAAAGACCUUAUUUUAAUAACCAUGCCUGCAAGCUGAAUUCUCUCAGUGUUUGAGCGUUCAAAAACAGACGAGAAUCUGACACCAGACAACAAAGGUGACACUCUAGGCUGGUUACCAGUAUUUGUUGUAUACAUUUCAUCUUGUUUUGUGAUUUGUUUGUUUUGUUUGUUUGCAUAUACCAUGAAACCAUGGCAUUUUUACUCAGGUUACCGUAUUGAAAACCGGUCCAUUCCUAGGGGAUGGUUGCUUUUCUUUAUUUUUAAACCCUCAAGAGCUUUGAGGAGCAAGGUUCAGCUGAGAAAAAAAGCAGCUAAAAGGCAGGCAGUAUUGUCACUAUAAUUUAGUGUUGUUGAAAUGAUGAUGAAUGAACUUACGAUUGAUAUAUAUGGAGAUCCAAUGCAAAAUCUGCAGGAUAUCAGAAUUUAAAUGCUAUUCAUGAUGAAGCUGUGGCACACACCACCGUCUAGUAAGGGAUGUCUGUUAAAACAAUUAAUUAAAUUCCCAUUUUGAAAGUUUU
Molecule: messenger RNA, 2554 nt
Organism: Fundulus heteroclitus (mummichog)
Lineage: Eukaryota; Metazoa; Chordata; Actinopteri; Cyprinodontiformes; Fundulidae
Product: glutathione hydrolase 5 proenzyme
Exons: 12
Coding region: 2-1669 (555 amino acids)
Biological process (GO): glutathione catabolic process; leukotriene D4 biosynthetic process; inflammatory response
Cellular component (GO): plasma membrane
Molecular function (GO): leukotriene-C(4) hydrolase activity; glutathione gamma-glutamate hydrolase
Source: RefSeq, a predicted model, not a curated record